This is a messenger RNA of Phragmites australis (common reed), 694 nucleotides long. Its product is annotated as copper transport protein ATX1-like. Lineage: Eukaryota; Viridiplantae; Streptophyta; Magnoliopsida; Poales; Poaceae. The coding region runs from base 180 to 491 and encodes 103 amino acids. Gene Ontology annotation, molecular function: metal ion binding. The record is from RefSeq and is a predicted model, not a curated record. The transcript is spliced from 3 exons.
GGUGCGCAUCCACCCACCACCUGCUUUCUUGCUACGCCACCGCCCUAUCUAUUUAUGCAGCCCGCAAUCCAUGAAGCCAGGGCACGCCGAGCUCUCGCCGACGACGUGUUUAGCGACGUCCACCGGUGCUCCUUCCGGCCGCUAGCUGUUUGCGUUCGUCUCCGCCGGAGCCGGGAGCCAUGGCCGCUGAGACUGUUGUCCUCAAGGUUGCUAUGUCAUGCGAGGGCUGUUCCGGGGCAGUGAAAAGAGUGCUCAGCAAAAUGCAAGGAGUUGAGUCCUUCGACAUCGACAUGAAGGAGCAGAAGGUGACAGUCAAAGGCAAUGUCAAGCCAGACGAUGUCUUCCAGACGGUUUCCAAGACGGGUAAGAAGACCGCCUUCUGGGAGGGUGAAGCCGCAGCUCCAGCAGCAGAAGCAGCUCCUAGCGCCACGGCAGAGUCAGCUGCUGUGACUGCUGCACCAGAAAUAUCCCCAGCCAAAGCUGAUGCUUGAUUUCACAUGUGAUGCUGUGACCUCUGAAGCUUACACUAAAGCCUACCAGCUGGGGGAACGAGUCUUCUGGGGUUUGCAUCAUGUUGUUGCCAGCCUAGCAGUUGACUCUGAAAUAUGGAAUAAAUGAUAAACCCAGUGUGUAUGAUUUCAAGAUGAGCACAGCUCAUUAAUGAUUGUUGUUCAAUAGAUUUCACUUUAACCAA